Heterobasidion irregulare TC 32-1 is the source of this 879-nucleotide messenger RNA. Its product is annotated as phosphatidylethanolamine binding protein. The transcript has 3 exons. Bases 1 to 879 code for a protein of 292 amino acids. The record is from RefSeq and is a predicted model, not a curated record. Lineage: Eukaryota; Fungi; Basidiomycota; Agaricomycetes; Russulales; Bondarzewiaceae.
AUGUUUGUCUUUGUGGUCGCUUUACAUCUGCUUUUCGCGUUGCGUGGCGCUGCGAGACGCGAUCGCGAUGACCAUGAUCCUUCUGACCCUAUAGACGUGACGAUCCCAGUCGUCGAACAAGCCUUCGACAAUGCACGCAUCGUCCCCGAUGUUUUGUUAUCGUUCACGCCUACCUCGAUACUGGACGUUGAUUUCAUAGACCCUGACUCGUCGAAACUCGAGUUACAUUCCGUGACGCCUGGUAUCCAAUUGUCUAUGGAGCAGACCCUUCUUGCACCUAGAUUUUCGCUUUCUACGAACGACACAUCGAUCGUGAACGAGAAAUUCGUGAUCGCGCUAGUGGACCCGGAUGCUCCCACACCGCAAAACAGAUCACUAUCACAAUUCCGCCAUUUCUUAGGGGGAGACUUUCACCUAGACGGAAGCUCGACGAUUCGCGCGCCUCUCGUUAACUCCAGCGCUGCCCUCACAGAAUAUGUCAACCCCACUCCACCCAUAGGAUAUGUCAUACUCCUGUUCGUCCAACCGACGAACUUCGAUACUGUCGCGCCGAAUUUUGUCACCCCUUCGACUCCCCGGCCGAACUUCGAUUUGGCAACGUUUGUGGAAGAAGCCGGCCUGGGCGCUCCCAUCGCGGGCACGUUCUUCCUGACGAGGGCCGAUGUUGAUGGGGGCACCUCGUCUGGAGGAGUUGGCGCACCUGCUACUGCUACUGCUACGAACACCGUCGUGAUUGCUUCGAGUCCAAGUGCUGGCGGACGCUCUGUACCAACUUCUCUUGGUAGUACGAGCGGGGCGAAUGCAAGUUUCAUGAAGGGCAUUAGGGGAGAGUUUAGGCGUGCAUGUCUUGUCUUCGUAGCAUCUCUUUUUUUCCUGUGA